Molecule: messenger RNA, 1204 nt
Organism: Pocillopora damicornis (cauliflower coral)
Lineage: Eukaryota; Metazoa; Cnidaria; Anthozoa; Scleractinia; Pocilloporidae
Product: ras-related and estrogen-regulated growth inhibitor
Molecular function (GO): GTP binding; GTPase activity
Source: RefSeq, a predicted model, not a curated record
AUUCCACUCAAGACGCGCUGACAUGGAUAAAGCACAAGCUUGUGGCGAUGGAGCGAAGAAACCAAUUUUGGUCAAACUUGUGCUUGUGGGAAAAGUUGGUGUUGGAAAAUCAGCAAUGAUCGUGAGAUUUCUAACUAAGAGAUUCAUAGGAGAGUAUGACCCCAACGUCGGUUCAAUAUAUCACCAUCAUACUAGACUGGAAAAUCAAGAUGUCCGUGUGGAGAUCCUGGAGUCUGGAGGCAAGGACUAUAUUGAGAAAAAUGACGUCCAUGCUCUGUGGGGAGACGCGUUUAUUCUGGUUUAUGCAGUGGACGAUCGAACAAGCUUUGAAGAACUUACUGGUGCUUGGAAUCAUCUGGAAAAAGUGCGAGAAGCUGACCAUCCUGUUCUGGUGUUGGUUGGAAAUAAGAGAGAAGUAGGGAGUGACCGAGUUGAAGUGUCGAAACAAGAUGGAAUUCAGCUUGCUGAAAAACUGAACUGUUUGGCCUUUCACGAAGUUUCCACGAAGGCGAGCUAUCAAGACAUCGAAUUCGUGUUUAUAGAAGCAAUUCGAGAGACAAUGAAGUACAAAAUGACUCAACGGGUUCUGAACGGGGCAAGGAGAUCAUCUCACAGCAAAAUUAUGGAAAUGGUUGAGAAGAACGUGAGUCGAAACAGGGCCAUGUCAAGUGUUAAGGAGACCAUAGACGAGUAUUGCGCUACACGAACUGAGGAGCUCACCCGGGAUUUGUCACGCGAUCGGAGCAGCACCUUUACAUGAUAUGCAUAGAUCGAAUAAUGUAAGUUUGCUCAUGAUUUGCUGCGUUACUGGUAGAGAUCAGGAGCAUCACCAGUAAGGAAAAAAGCUAGAUGAGUGAGCAAGUUUUGACAACAUAUUUCAAGUUUCAAAUCUUGCAGGUAUUGAAGUUGAUUUGUCCAGAAGAUUGCGUUUGAUGAGUUAUGUGAUUGUUGGGAAUUGAUUUAGCCGUCAAUAACCCGCCCAAUGGACCCGAAAAUGUUUGGGUGUGAAAUAGGAGAAAAAGUCUUAUUCUAGAAAUCACUGCGUUCCGGGAACUCAAGAUGCAUGCUGCAUUAAAACAUUAAAUGACUAACUACAGGAAAAAAAUGUACACGAACGAUGAUUAGAAGAAACAGUUUAAAAAAUUGAAUGAGGUAAUGCGAUAUAUUAAGUAUAGGCAAUCACUCGAAGAUGUAUUUUUCAAAC